Brenthis ino (lesser marbled fritillary) is the source of this 369-nucleotide messenger RNA. NCBI's taxonomy places the organism in Eukaryota, Metazoa, Arthropoda, Insecta, Lepidoptera, Nymphalidae. The record is from the annotation of a GenBank genome assembly.
AUGGCAAUAUUAACCGCUAGAGUACGAUACAGGAAAAACGUGUUUGCCAACGAAGAGGAUGCCCGAAGAACUAAGGGAAUUGUGAAAUACGACGAUCCAGAUGUCGAAAGAGUUAGACGAGCUCACCUAAAUGAUCUGGAAAGUAUUCCCGUGUUUUUGGUGCUAGGUGCAUUGUAUUUAACCACCGGCCCGUCGGCUGCAUGGGCAACUCUUUUGUUCAGACUGUAUACAGCCAGUCGUGUUUUGCACACAAUUGUAUACGCUGUGAAGCCCCUUCCUCAACCAGUGCGUGGUAUCACAUUUGAUAUUCCAUAUCUAAUCAACUGGUAUAUGGGAGUUAAAAUUAUUUUACACUUUAUUAGCGCUCUG